This is a messenger RNA of Anopheles coluzzii, 8864 nucleotides long. RefSeq names its product signal transducer and transcription activator (gene Stat92E). Gene Ontology annotation, biological process: regulation of cell population proliferation; cell surface receptor signaling pathway via JAK-STAT; defense response. The coding region runs from base 1242 to 3518 and encodes 758 amino acids. The transcript is spliced from 10 exons. Gene Ontology annotation, molecular function: DNA-binding transcription factor activity, RNA polymerase II-specific; RNA polymerase II cis-regulatory region sequence-specific DNA binding. Lineage: Eukaryota; Metazoa; Arthropoda; Insecta; Diptera; Culicidae. The record is from RefSeq and is a predicted model, not a curated record.
CGCACCCCGAACCCAGCACCGCUCGUAUCGAUCGCGCACACUUGCCCUUUCGUCAUCGGUCGUCGUCGUCCGCCUCACUGUGCCCACAAGCGUCGGGUGUGCAUGUUGUGUGAGAGUGUAGAGCGUUACAGCUAGUUGACAGCAGCAAGUAGCGAGUUAACAGAAAAUACGGGAAGCGAGCGGAAGCAAACGUUUUGGUCACAGAAAUUUUUUUUUAAUUCAAAAGCCUUGCUCCCCACCUCUGUGCAUGUGUUUUUGCACCGUUUGUAGUGUUUGCAAUUAUUAUCGAUGUUUGUCCCGUCCCCCGUGUGUCGGUGAAUCGCGCGCGCGUGUUCUGUGAAAACGGCUGAGAGAGCGCGGAGACAGAGCAGGCGAGCAGGAGCGCUCCUUCACAUCCGACGUCCAUCAAACGGCUCCGGCGUUCUCUCCCUCUCUCUCUGUGUGUGUGUAUGUGUGUUGAAGGAAGUGUUUCAAAUGUUUGCUUAAGUGUGCCGCCGCGCCGCAAGUGUGUAUUCAGUUCAGCUGCUCGAGUGUACAGUUUUUUUUUGUUCCGGCAAUAGCAGUAGUAGUAGUGGUUCUUUUGUUUUAUUUUUGUUUCGUUGUAAAUUGCUGCUCUUCUCGUGAGUGAUCUAUUUCGCGCAUCGCACUGUCGCGCUUACCAACUGGUUGGUGGCGUAAGGUUAGAAAUUGAAAGGGAGAGAGAGAGAUAGAGUGAGAGCGAGCGAGAAAGAAAUAGAGAGGCCCAACGUGUGUGUUAUCAGCGGCUUCUGCUCCAUCGGCUCCAACGCGCACCCAUCGGCGACGCACGGCGCUGGGUGGUUUACACAUUUCCACGAAUCCACGACGCACGGACGGUUGCAGCGCCCGCACGCACACCGAAGCAGUGCGCGCGUGCGUUCGUGCGCUUGUGUGCGCAUCCAAACCGCUGUCAUUGUUAUUGUAGUUGUUAUUGCGCCCAGUCGUGCUUCAUUAGAGCGGGACCGUUUUGGCGUGCCGGUAAUUAAAGCGAAUCACAGACGGAAAGCUCUCAGAACCAAACGGUUGUUUGGAUCGAUCGCCGCAGCAACAGCCAGGCGCAGCGACACGCUCACUCACCAACAACCGCCUGCUUGGUGUGGCGUUGGUGUUGUCCGCUCUCCAACCUCCCCCCCAUUUUGCGGGCGCGAAGGUCGUGUGUGCAAUAAGUAAGGGAAGGAAGCGUACAUAAAAAGAGCAGGAAGAAGCCAAAAACAACCCCCAAGAUGUCACUGUGGGCCCGGGUGAACCAGCUGCCGCAGCCGAUCCUGGAGCAGAUACGCUUCAUCUACGGCAGCAACUUUCCGAUCGAGGUGCGGCACUACCUGGCAGACUGGAUCGAGGAACGAUUGCUCAACGCGCCGGUGUACACGAACGACCAGGAGGCGGUGUACGAGCAGGAUGCGGCCAACUUUCUCAACCAGCUCAUCAUGGAGCUGGAGCGGACGGCGAUCAACCUGCCGGAGAGCAACUUCACGAUCAAGAUACGGCUGAACGAGUCGGCCCGGAACUUCCGCCAGCUGUUCUCGCACAAUCCGGCCCAGCUGUACCAGCACCUGAUGAACUGUCUGCACCGGGAGCGCCAGUGCGUCGCCUACCCGGACGAGUGCGUGAACGUGCAGGACCCGGAGGUGACGGAGGUGUUCAACGCGGUCCAGCAGCUGCAGAUCAUGGUGCGCACGAACGAGAACGACAACCGGAACCUGAUGAAGGAGUACGAGCAUCUGCUGCUGGAGGUGCACGAGCUGCAGAAAAACCGGGCCCAGCUGGAGACGAUCGAGAACGCGGAGAUGCGGGCGCACGCGCACAACCAGCUCGCCCAGCACCAGAAGAUGGUGAACGAUCGGCUGCAGCUGUGCACCGGGAAGCGGCUCGCGCUGGUCGACGGCUUCCGCAAGACGAUCCUCAUCACGGACGAGGUGCAGAACAAGGUGCUGAACAAGUAUCUGUCGCAGUGGAAGAUUAACCAGGGCUUUGCCGGCAACGGGGCGUCGAUGAUGAGCGCCAGCAACCUCGACACGAUACAGGCGUGGUGCGAAAGCCUGGCCGAGAUCAUCUGGAGCACCAAGGAUCAGAUCCGGCUGGCGAUCAAGAACAAGUCGAAGCUGCACGUCGAGCAGGAGGACGUGCCGGACCUGCUGCCGCAGGCGAUGGUCGACGUGACCAACCUGCUGAAGAUGCUCAUUACCAACACGUUCAUCAUCGAGAAGCAGCCGCCGCAGGUGAUGAAGACGAACACGCGGUUCGCCGCGACGGUCCGGCUGCUCGUCGGCAACACGCUCAACAUCAAGAUGGUCAACCCGCAAGUGAAGGUGUCCAUCAUUUCCGAGGCACAGGCACAGCAGACGCAACAGACCAACAAAGCUUCCGAGCAGUCGUGCGGCGAAAUCAUGAACAACAUCGGCAAUCUGGAGUACAACGAAACGACCAAGCAGCUGUCAGUGAGCUUCAGAAACAUGCAGUUGAAGAAGAUCAAGCGCGCAGAGAAGAAGGGCACCGAGUGUGUGAUGGAUGAAAAGUUUGCGCUCCUGUUUCAGUCCAGCUUUGCCGUCGGCCAUGGCGAUCUCGUCUUUUCGGUAUGGACCAUCUCCCUGCCCGUGGUCGUGAUCGUGCACGGCAACCAGGAGCCACAGUCGUGGGCCACCAUCACCUGGGACAAUGCGUUCGCGGACAUCAACCGGAUCCCGUUCCAGGUGCCGGACAAGGUGAUCUGGAACCAGCUGGCCGAGGCGCUCAACAUGAAGUUCCGCGCGUCGACCGGACGUUCGCUCACGGCAGAGAAUAUGCACUUCCUGUGCGAGAAGGCGUUCAAAACGAACCUGCCGUUCCCGGUGCCGAACGAUCUGACCAUCAUGUGGUCGCAGUUCUGCAAGGAGCCGAUCCCGGACCGCUCGUUCACGUUCUGGGACUGGUUCUACGCGGCGAUGAAGGUGACGCGCGAGCAUCUGCGCGGCCCGUGGAUGGACGGCAGCAUUAUCGGCUUCAUACACAAGUCCAAGGCCGAGGACUAUCUGCUCAAGUGCCCGCGCGGUACCUUUCUGUUGCGCUUCUCCGACAGCGAGCUCGGUGGCAUUACCAUCGCCUGGGUAAACGAGGGCAACGACGGGCAGCCCCAGAUACUGCACAUUCAGCCGUUCACGGCCAAAGACUUCUCCACCCGGUCGCUGUCCGACCGCAUCCGCGACUUUGACGAUCUCUUCUACCUGUACCCGAACAAGCCGAAGCACGAAGCGUUCGACCGGUACACGACGCCGGCCGGGCCGCCGCGCAACAAAAACUACAUCGCGUCCGAGGUGCGGGCGGUACUGAUGCCCGGCCCGACCAACAACCAGAUGAACAGCUUCCCGAACACCCCGUCCUACAACAUCCAGUCGCCGGAUGCGUCCCGCGAUACGCCCUCGACCGGCAUGAGAGCAUAUCAUUGCUACGGUCAGACAAACUACGGUCAGGUGCCCGAUUUCGAGCUCGAGAACAUUGGCAUGUUUUCAUCGCAGUACCACUAAAGCCAGCGCUGGCCAACCGACGCACAGCGCCGCCAUCGGGUAGCCCGGGCCAACUCGUUGCAUAGUCGAGAUAUAGUAAAUGCGUCGACACGUGUACCUUCCCCGCGGGGGUGUUUAUUGAUGCUCGAGACCGCUGGACCACGCUGGACCCUGAAUCUCUGGACCAUCCGGCUACUACUUCGGCUAAAGCAAGUUUGACGACACGGUGGGCACGGGAAUGUAGGUGUCUCUGGGUGGGGGGUGCACACCGGGAUGCAAAGCAGGAGUGUGUAGUAAGCCCCCCUGUGUAAGCGACGAACCCGCGCGGCACACACUGUGGCAACACACGGCGAUGCUUGAUUGUACAUUUAAGCCAACACACACCUGUAGCUUAAGGAGCAGUGUGUUACGAUUUACACUAAAUGUAGUAGUGCUAUGUCGGUUAGGAUAGAUGGGGUGGGAAUUUUUGAUCCGUAAAACAAACACACGCACACACACACACACACAACUUGCAGCCAAACACACUCACGCCGGCUCUAUGCUUUCCGGCUUCAUCUCGAUCCAGCACCGUGGAAGGAUAGAUGCGCGCGCGUACGUUCAUCUUGCCCCCCCUGUCCGGCGGCCAACCUGUUCUGCUCGAACCGACGAUGCGAACUUCUUACGUCGAAUCAGCCUUUUUAUGUACGUUCUAGCUACCCAAGGAGUGGUGCAAUGUUUAAAGCAAUCCCGUGUAAGCGCAUUUCCAAAAUCAUUCGCCUUCUUGUAAGGAGCAGUCACAGCCACAGUCAGUAUUAGCUUUAUGCAAUGUUUUUCCUGUUAAAAUUGUUUGUUUUUUUUUUCGUUUUACUGUGCGUUUUAUUUAAAAUGUCAUUGCCAUAGCUGGUUUGAAUUUUUGUAACGUUUCAUUUCAAAUCCAAAAGUAACUGCUAACCGUAAUCUUGUUUUGCGUGUGCCCACGGACCACAUUUUACUGUAAACCUUACGACAAGCUUCGAUAACAAAAAGGCCAAAGCGACAGCGUUUCUAUUGACAUUUCUUCAAUCCAACAUUAACAUGUGCUCGAGCACAAAGGAAGAAGCGGCUUUCCGUGUUUUUUUUUUUACUCCAAACAGAUCAAACAGCAGAAAUUGAAAACUCAAAAAGCUUCAAAUACUGUGCCAUACAAAAUGCUUUCCGAUGCCUUUUUUUUUGGGUGAGAAAAUCCAUCCAAUCCUGUUCUACAACAUUUCGAGCUUCUCAACUCCAGCACGGUGGCCGGGUAGAGCGGAACACGAUCGACAGACGUUGGCGGAAUCUUUUCCAACACGGUGACACUUCCGGCGAGCCGAAGACUACGUCUUUUAAUGCUAAUCAAUGUAUGUCUGUUGUAUUUUGCGCGUGUUUGUGUAUCUAUCUAUGUGUUGUGUGCGUGCGUGUGCGCAAUUAUACGUAUAGUAUAUAGUAUAGAGUGUAGUUUAGGAGAGUGCAAGGGAGUCAAUAAUGUCUAGCCGUUACGAAACGAACUUCCCGUUUAUAAUACUAUAGUAAUACCACUGCUAAGGUUAUGCGAUCCUGCUACAUUGCUAAAUGAUGUUUGUCUGCGUAUGUUUAUUAUGUAUUUGUGGGUGUCCGUGUAUGUUUCAUGUGUUCCCCGAUGCAACCUUACGCAUACACAGUACGCCUAAUGCUAUAUGCAAUUAUAAAGUGCAAAACAAUGUGCGGGGCGGGGGAGAGUGCAGUGCCAGACGUCAGAGCGCUGCGACAUGCUGGGUGUGUGUGUGUGUGUGUACAUAAAUUCUUCAACGAGAAACAAGAAAAGUUCAAUACAAUAAAACCUUGCAAGGAAGAAAAAAACAGGAUAAACGAAAUCAAGCCAAUAUUAUGAUGCAUUCAGUAUAUGAUUGACCUGCACAGAGGUGUGCUGCUAGUAGAUUAAAGUUAAAAAAAAACACACACACACACUAACAACACACGAAUCGUAAGAAUGUACAGUUAAGGAGGGAGGGGCGUUAGUGCAAGGUCGAGCGACCCGCUGCAAUAAUCGACUGGAGGAGAGAUGCUCACAGAAAUGAUCGGUUUCACCAAAAUUUUAAACAAAAAAAAAAAAAAAAACAAACAAGUAAACAACCACAAAACUAGAGGCAACGAAAUGUAGAACGUCAACCGUUUUUUGAUAGAUUAUGCAAAGGAGGGUGGGGUAAACCGUCUGUGGCAAACUUGGGGAUAGGAUGGUUGCUUUGAUUCUUAUUUACACUUGUCUAUUUAUCUUCCGGCGCGCCCCGUAUUCGGAAUAUCGGUACCGCCGGAUACACCCGAUACCCACACAAACACACAUACACAUGCUGGAGGAGGUUUAAUGAGAAAAGCUGAACAGAUUUGAAAUUUAUAAAAAAAAUAUACGAAACAGGCUAUAGAUAGAGAAGGCAAGAGAGAAAACAAAGGAAUGGAAUUGAGUGCACAUGUUUCUCAUACAAGCUAACCUUGUUGUCCAAACUAGAAUACUAGGAUGUGUGUGUGUGUGCAAUGAAAUGGUCCAAUCGAAAUGUGCAAAUUAUAUACCGACAUAGUCCAUCCGGCGCCGCUGUGCGUUUAACGUCACUGUGCACGGAAGUGCUAGGGCAUAGCUAGUAGUAGUGCAACUUUACUGCGUAGUGUUUUUUUUUCGGGCCAAAAGGGAGAAAAAGGCAAAUUAUUGUUCUUUAAGAGAGACGUAGAGCAAAGAAGUAUGUAUUACAAAAAGAUACACACACACUAACACACGCAUACGCAGAGAAAAAACAACGAAUAUUAAGAGAGAAAAAGAGAAAGUAGAAAUAGUAAUAGCAAAGAAGUAGCAUAAGAAUAAUAAGAAGAAAACACACACACACACACACACACAAACCAUACAUACACAUAACGUAAACGAUUUGGAGAGAUUCCCCUGCUGCGUGUAUUUGUGUGUGUGUGUGCCCGUUCAUGCAGCAGCAUGUUUCGGGUUGCUUUAUACAUGUGUGUGUGUGUGUGUGUACCUCUAGCCCCCCCCCCCCGCCUCCCCGUGUGGAGGUCCCUUGUGCAAUGGUGUUUCCCCCCCCCCCCCCCCCCUACUGUUAAGUGAACAAUCUUCUGAAGAUGCACAUGCACACAUACAUGCAUACACACGCAAACGCAAUGAUGUGCGCAAUGGCUCGCAGCAAACAAAAAAAAAAGGCGCGGGGGAAAGAGAUAUCGUGUACUGAUCUCUCCGUUUAGCGAGCUCUAAACAAUAUUAGAUGUAGUUAUGGCAGGCAACAACAACAACAACAAAAAGGAAAAAUAAACAGCAAAUCAAUCAUAUUAAAAGAAAGAGAUAGAGCCAAAGUAACAUUUUCCAUGGCCCUUUCUCUCUCUCUCUCUCUCUUACAAAAAUUAAAACAAAAAGGCGUGUGUGCGUGUGGAUGCAUAUGGCAUGCAAAAAAUGGAAUAAGUUAUGUGUUGUAACGUCCAAAGAAUUGACAAGCUAUCGGAAGAGCGAGCGAGAGAGAAAGCGAGAGAGAAAGAGUAUAAGCAACGAACCCCAAACAGCUGUUUCACGGUUUUAAGAAAAAAGCAAGACAAAUGCUUCCCUUAAGAAAGGACAAUGGUUGAUCCUAGUCCUCCUCCCUCCCUCCCACAAAGGAAAAACGGCCCUACAAAACAAGCACAACGCAAUCCUUGAACGCGAGCCUACAGCAAGCAAGCCAGAUAUAUUAGAAAUGCCAUAACGUUCGCUGCUAACCCAGUAAACCACACUCAUACGCAUACAUUGAUUUAUACAAGCACAUUCACACACUGAAAUAGAACGAAGUAAGCUUACUGUGCGCGCACUAGUCAAUGCCGCCAGAGGAGAGGACCACGAAAAGCAGCCCUUCGAUGGGGGUUUGUUUGCAGUUUGCAACAACGAAUGCAGAACCACUUCAGCUCGUGUGUGGUUAGUAGGGGUCAGUGAACAAACGAAACGAAACGAAAAUCUACGGAAACAAUUUAUGCGACCGAGCUUUUUUGCUAUCUACACACCAACACACACACACUGUUGUUUGAUGUUGCAGUGUGAGUUGUGUGCGGCGGCGGGGUGGACCCUUUAGCGGGGCUUUUUCAGAUUGCCUAUUGCUUAGUGAGUGUUUCCUUUUAUAUUGCUUACUACUAAGCCACUGUUAAGGUACAUUAUUGAACGUUAGAUUGAGACGAAUUUUAUAGCAAAUGUUGUUGCUGUUUUAGUUAGAGGUUUUUUUUUUUGCACGAAAGCGGAACGGUUUUUGGUUUCAAACUAAAAGCUAAAGGGGCUCUAUGGUUAGUAAAGCGGGCGGGGCUGCGUGUCAAGGCAGGAAUUACAGGGUGUUUUGCUCUAAUACACGUUUUGCAUAUGCGUUAGGUAAAAUGUUAUACUUUCCAAUCAACUGCGCUUCAUCAAUGUGUCCCACUGACUUACCUCUCUACCUCGAUGAGAAAGAGAGAGAGAGAGAGAGAGAGAGGGGAAGAGAAGGGCGCCCAAACAAACAAGAUUGUCAUAGCACAAAUAAUAUAAUUUUCACAAACCUUAGCCCCUUCUUCGCGCACCAACCAGAAGAUACACGCUGCUGCAUACAGGAGAGACAGCCGGAUGAACUGCGGAGCGAGCAAGACAAACAACAUUGGUGGGCUCCACAUUGUUGAUCUCUGUCCCAACAAAAAAAAAAAAAAAACAACUACAAAAAACGACAAUAGACGGUUAAUAUUAAUAGAAGGUGGACCGGUUGGACACGCAUUGUCUCUAGCAGCUUAGAUCGGUUUCUUUGGCAGUACUAAGAGGAUAGCAAAAAAAAAAAAAAGAUGUAUUUCAUUUUCUAUAUUUUCCUAGCUCGCAGCAAAAUACUUUAAAAUUUUUUAAAACUAACCAACUACUCUACCCCAUACCAGACCCCCCCGGGUGAUCGCCUGGUCUAAAGUGUGCACGUGCACUCAAUGGGAGGCAGGUGGAAUGUUGAAUUGAUUCUAAGCAGCAAAAAGAUAAACCUAAUACAGUCUGUUCCCGAGGCAACGUUCCCCGAUUUUUCGACUUUAAAGCAGUUUGAUUUUUUUAAGCAAAAAUUUAUUCUGUAAUUGUAUACUGAUUUUUGUGACACAUGAGCUGUAGAAAAUUAUAAAACCACGUAACUCGGGAACAGACUCUGUACUAAACAAUAAAUGGGUAUACGAUGCAACGGCGAUUUAGAACGAUGCGCGAGGGAGGAAAAAGCAGCAAAACGUAUGAGCGUGUAUGUGUGUGUGUAUGUGUGUGUGUGUGGGUGUGGGUGUGUGCGUGUAUGUGUGCGUGUGUGUGGUCUCGUGUACUUUGGAAUUUUGUUGCUACACAGCAAACAAACAAAACCAACAAUUGUGUAUCUGUUUAAAAAAUAAAUUCAGUGUAAAAAGGUA